Messenger RNA from Sus scrofa (pig), 1107 nucleotides. It is a transcript of the gene ACKR1, whose product is annotated as atypical chemokine receptor 1. Gene Ontology annotation, cellular component: membrane. NCBI's taxonomy places the organism in Eukaryota, Metazoa, Chordata, Mammalia, Artiodactyla, Suidae. Gene Ontology annotation, biological process: regulation of chemokine production; chemokine-mediated signaling pathway; inflammatory response. The record is from RefSeq and is marked validated. Gene Ontology annotation, molecular function: C-C chemokine binding.
CCCUGACAAAAGGAUCCCAGCCCUUCUCUCUGCCGGCCCUGAGCCCAGCUGUGUCAUGGGGAACUGUCUGCACCCGGAUGCCCGCCAGGUGGCUGGGGAAAAUUCUACUUUUGAAUUUGAAGAGGAGAUGUGGGAUGAAUUCCUUGAGUCCUACAGUACAGACUAUAACUACACCAACUUGGAAGCAGCUGCCCCCUGCCACUCCUGUAGCCUGCUUGACUACUCCUCGCGGCCCUUCUUCAUCCUCGCCAGUAUCCUGGGCACCCUGGCGAGUGGCGCUGUCCUCUAUCUGCUGCUCAGACCUCUGUCCCGCUGGCGGCUCCAGCAGGACCGGUCUGUCCUGGUACAGUUGGCAGUGGGCAGCGCCCUCUUCAGCAUCGUGCUGCCGGUCCUGACUCCGGAGCUGAGUGGAGCCGCCAUCGCCUCCCUGUGCCACCUGGCCCACUUGGUGUCCUACAGCUCCGCCUUUGCCCAAGCUCUGCUGAUAGGGAGCCAAGCCUGCCUGGGCCCCAUGCUGGAUGCAGGCCAGAUCCCAGGCCUCAGGCUGGGGAUCACUGUGGGACUUUGGGGAGGGGCUGCCCUACUGUCACUGCCAAUCACCCUGGCCAGUGACACAUCCCAUGGGUUCUGCACCCCGACAUUUAGUGGAAGUUGGGAAAUUUUGCGGUAUAUCCACGCUGCUGCUUGUCUUGCCAUCUUUGUCUUGUUGCCCCUGGGCUUGUUGGGAGCCAAGGGGCUGAAGAAGGUGCUGGGUGGGGGGCCCUGUCCCUGGGUUAAUAUCCUGUGGGUCUGGUUCAUUUUCUGGUGGCCUCAGGGCAUAAUGCUGGGACUAGACUCCCUCGUGAGGUCCAGGGCCUUGCUGUUGUCAUCAUGUGUGGCCCAGCAGGCCCUGGACCAGCUGCUGGACCUGGCGGAAGCCCUGGCCAUUCUGCACUGUGUGGCUACACCCCUGCUCCUGGCCUGGGUCUGCUACCAGGCCAUGCACACCUCCCCGCCCUCCCUGCCUCUCUCGGCAAAAGAGUCUGCUCAUCUGGACACCCUUGGAGGCAAAUCCUCGCUCUCUUACCACCUGUCAACCUGAAUUAAAGUCUCCGCUGUUUUUAUGAA